AUGAAAGCAGCCUCUGCCACUGUCAAGGAUCAGUCGGUCUUGUGGGCGCUCUCCGCUCUGGGUGAAGAUGUGCUGGGCUGGCAGGAUGAUGCUGGGGACCUUUGGGAUCUUGCUAGUGCUUGUCCAUGCAUCAGCAGCCUGUGAGUUUGGGUCCUUCCCUUACAGAACCACAGGGAUCGUCUGCAGGAUGACCAAGCCGGCAGCAUUGCUGUUGAACCAGGAAACAGCACAGGUCAUUCAAGCAGCCUUCAGAAAUGCCAAAUUCCCAAAUAUCACUGGGGAGAGGUCCAUGAGGCUCCUUGGCAAGGUGGCUUAUUCGCUGACCAACAUCCAGGUCAAUGACUUGUCCAUAGAGAAGAGUGAGGUGGAGCUGAAGGAGGACAAUUCCAUUCACCUUGCCAUUAAUAACGUGACAGCCUCCUUCAAAGGGACUCUGACCUAUGGCUAUGCUGGAGCCUGGUUUGUGAAUCUUUUUCAUUCAGUUGAUUUUGAAAUCGAGUCUUCCAUUGACCUCCUGCUAAACAUUAAACUGAUGUGCCAGAAGGACCAAAUGGCUGCCGAUGCCUCAGACUGCUACUUGACUUUCCACAAACUCACACUUCACCUCCAAGGAGACAAGAAUCCAGGCUGGCUGAAGCAGCUCUUCACGGAUUUCAUUUCCUUCACUUUGAAGCUUGUUCUCAAGAGGGAGGUGUGCAAGGAAAUCAACUUGGUUGCUCAGACGCUGGCAAAUUUUGUACUUGAUUUAGCAGCAAACUUUGUCCGGAGUAAGGAUAUCAUCAUCGAUAUCUCCCUUGCAUCUGAUACUUUAAUAACAGCAAAUUACCUAGAAUCCCAUCACAAGGGCCGUGUCCUGUACAAGAACUACUCCAGUGUCUUCAGUGACUCUGUUUUCUCCCCGUCACUGCUGACUGAGUCCCGAAUGCUCUACUUCUGGCUGUCUGAGCACACCUUCAGCAAUCUGGCUUUGGCAGCUUUCUUAGACCAACGCCUGGUAUUGAACAUCACAGGGGAGAAGUUGCAGGCGCUGUUCGAAACGGAAGACACGGAAGCGCGGCGGAAGGCAGUGCAGAUGAUUUUUCAGGGUACCUCCUAUAAUGACUCUGUGGCCAAGGUGUGGAGUCUCGCCCCUCCCCAGAUUUCUCUUCAGCCUGAAGGGACAGUUGUGACAUCCUUGGUAGCAGUGGAGGUCAGCAUCCUUCCUGCAGGACAAGAGGCUCUGGUGGUUCUGUACAUGGAGAAGGAAAUCACGGUCACUAUCCAAGCUGCCUAUGCGGAAAAGAAACUCAUUCUGCACCCUUUGGACUCCAGGAUAGAAUUUAAAGUCUUUAAAUGCACAGCUGAUCCAAAUGGGGAUGAUCCAUCCAUACAAAACUUCCUGCAGACUAUGAUCUUGGAUGUUGGGAUCCCAGAAGUGACUUCAAGGAUCGAAUCAGCUCUGACUUAUCAGAUGAACAAGAAAGGACUUCACCUCUUUGAUAUCAUAAAUCCUGAGAUCAUCACAAGAAAGGGAUAUGCAAUUGUACAACUUGACUUCAGCUUCCCCAAUCAUUUGCUUCUUGAUUUUCUUCAGAAAGGUUUAUAG
This is a messenger RNA of Acanthisitta chloris (rifleman), 1585 nucleotides long. RefSeq names its product cholesteryl ester transfer protein, plasma (gene CETP). The transcript has 16 exons. Lineage: Eukaryota; Metazoa; Chordata; Aves; Passeriformes; Acanthisittidae. Bases 68 to 1585 code for a protein of 505 amino acids. Gene Ontology annotation, biological process: cholesterol metabolic process; high-density lipoprotein particle remodeling; triglyceride homeostasis. Gene Ontology annotation, cellular component: high-density lipoprotein particle. The record is from RefSeq and is a predicted model, not a curated record. Gene Ontology annotation, molecular function: triglyceride binding; cholesterol binding; cholesterol transfer activity.